This is a messenger RNA of Coturnix japonica (Japanese quail), 2685 nucleotides long. RefSeq names its product potassium voltage-gated channel modifier subfamily G member 4 (gene KCNG4). Gene Ontology annotation, biological process: action potential; protein homooligomerization; potassium ion transmembrane transport. Gene Ontology annotation, molecular function: delayed rectifier potassium channel activity. Lineage: Eukaryota; Metazoa; Chordata; Aves; Galliformes; Phasianidae. The record is from RefSeq and is a predicted model, not a curated record. Gene Ontology annotation, cellular component: membrane; voltage-gated potassium channel complex.
UCCCCUCCUCUUCCAGGACCACACUGACAGUCCCAAGGGAAACAGGAGAGACGGAGGGGGCAGGAUCCUGCAGCUCACGCUCAGCAAAUUUCACCACAAAGCUCCACGAGCCCAAGAAGAGGAGCUGCCACUUAGGACACUGACUCCUGUGCAAAGGAUCUAUUAGUACAACAUAUAAUAUAUGAACACGUACGAAUAUUUUCCCCUCCUAGAGAAAGAAGGAGCGAUAGAGAAAAGCGACUGGGAUCUCCAGAGUGCUACAGCAAUUUAUUUAUUUAUUUUUUUGGUAAUCAAUACCAUUAAAUAUCCCCAGGUCUUUCUGCUGGAUCGUAACUCAGCUGACCAGUUUGCAGCAUGCAUACUUCACCUGCGGGGAAGCCAGGCAGCGGGCUGCAGCCCGAGGCGCAGUGAUACCCCUGGUCUGAUGCCAUUUCGGAUGUCCCAGUGAGAACUCUUAGAGAUGCCUAUUCUCUCUGGAGGCAGCGACCAAGACUAUAGUAACAUUAGCUACGCGUCUUGUAAUUCCUUGAGCCAUUUCUUUCCUGUCUCCGUUGAAACUCCUUCUGUCAAAGGGGUCCACUACCAAAGAGCCAGGAGGAUUUACCACCCUGAUCAAGCCUCUGCAAUCGAUCUAAAGACAGAAAUUAUGAUAAAUGUUGGAGGCAUCAAGUACCUGCUACCUUGGAGUACUUUAGAUGAAUUUCCCCUGACCAGACUGAGCAAACUUAAGUUUUGCAGCAGCUACGAAGAAAUUAUUCAGCUGUGUGAUGAUUACGAUGAAGACACCCAUGAGUUCUUCUUUGACAGGAACCCCAAUGCUUUCGGGAUGAUUGUAGCUUUCCAGCAGCAGCGAAGAUACUGGGGGAUUGAGGAAUCCAACCUGGAGAACUGCUGCUUUCGAAAACUAUUUCAGAAACUGCAGGAGCUGGCUGAGGUACGGAAAGAAGAGGAGCUCCGGAGGAGCAAAGAAGCAGCGUGUGUCCUGGAUGAGAAGACCAAAUUUGGACAGUUUAUGAACAGGCUCAGAGAUAUGGUAGAAAAUCCUCAGUCGGGACUCCCAGGCAAAGUCUUUGCUUGUCUGUCCAUCCUCUUUGUGGCCACCACAGCUAUAAGCCUUUGCGUGAGCACAAUGCCAGAUUUAAGAGCCGAAGAAGACAGGGGUGAGUGUUCCCAGAAGUGCUAUUACAUCUUCGUCAUAGAGACCAUCUGUGUGGCUUGGUUUUCUCUGGAGUUCUGCCUCCGAUUCAUUCAAGCAAGGAGCAAGUGUCAGUUCUUCAAAGGGCCCCUAAACAUCAUUGAUUUCUUGGCUAUUUCACCCUAUUAUGUUUCCCUCAUCUUGGCAGAGGAUGACUCGAGUGAAACGGAUGACAGGCCAAGCAGCAACACUUAUUUGGAGAAGGUUGGGUUGGUGCUACGUGUUUUACGUGCCUUGAGGAUCUUGUAUGUCAUGCGCCUUGCCCGGCACUCCUUGGGCUUGCAGACCUUGGGCCUCACUGUUCGAAGGUGCACGCGAGAAUUCGGCCUGCUUUUACUCUUCUUAUGUGUGGCUGUCACUCUGUUUUCUCCUUUGGUCUAUCUUGCUGAGAAUGAAUCCGGCAAGGUGCUUGAAUUCACCAGCAUACCUGCCUCCUACUGGUGGGCUAUCAUCUCCAUGACCACUGUGGGGUACGGAGACAUGGUGCCACGGAGCGUCCCAGGCCAGAUGGUGGCUCUGAGCAGCAUCCUCAGUGGCAUUCUCAUCAUGUCCUUUCCUGCAACAUCGAUAUUCCACACUUUCUCCCAUUCCUACUCGGAGCUGAGGAAGGAACACGAACGACUGCAGUCUCGGCUGAACAGAGUUAAAAAUGCCAAUCACUCCGGUGAAAGUGACACCUUCAAUGAGACAGACAGCUUGAUCCUGGAGGAGCCAGCAUCACCCAUCAAAUACAUUUACACAGGGAACUAAGCCUCGCUCUGCAACACUCCCAAGAAUAGGAUACAGAUGUAUGUCAACAUAACACACAAAGCAAAGCAACAAAAUACGUUACGCCGCUAUUUUUCUCUGCCAGGAUAGGUGCAGCAAAGCAGCACAAGCCAAUGCAGCUGGCUCCAGCACAUCACUACGGAGGUGGAGGGUUGAGAAUGUCAAAAGUCAAAAGUUUAUUCAGUAAUAAAUAUUCAUUAUUCGACAGGACUAAUGAUAAGAUUCAGCUUUGUCUCUGCCAGUUAAUAUCUUGCUGAAUACCUAAUACUGAAUGCAGAGCAAACUAAACAGCUUCUGUUGGCACAAAAGCACUUGCUAUUUUAUUUGCCUUUGAGUUUCCAACGUUCUUUGCAACACCUUGAGCCAAGCAUUAGGAAGGAUUUUUUCAGGGUUACACACCUGUGCUAUUUAUACAAUGCUCAUCACCCAGGCACACAGAGUUCUAUAUCUGAAUCAGAGUUCUGUAUCUGAAGCCACUAACAAGCUAAAAUAGAAGCACUGUAUGUGAAAAGCAUUACAAGUUUGCCUGUAGUCAGAUGACCUGUCUCUACACAACAAAUUGCACUGCUGUUGUGAGAUACAUCAUGUUUGCAAGAGAAUUUGCUUGGAAUGCAGUUGCAGUCUGAGAACUGUAAACAUUUCAUACUAGACAGGAGAACUUUUCAAACUUUUUUCAUAUACUUAUUUAAAAAAAUAAUAAAAAAAUCUUACUGAAGACGUGA